AAGCUAGAUUUAUACGUGUUGAACAACAUGGCAGCGUUAAUGAAAAAGUCGUUCUUGACGUGAAUUGUGACUUGGGAAUAAUUAAAGAGGAGGUGAAUAGUGAUGAUUGUAAAAAGAAUGAGUCAAUAUGUUAA
This is a messenger RNA of Racocetra persica, 134 nucleotides long. The record is from the annotation of a GenBank genome assembly. NCBI's taxonomy places the organism in Eukaryota, Fungi, Glomeromycota, Glomeromycetes, Diversisporales, Gigasporaceae.